Molecule: messenger RNA, 2354 nt
Organism: Rhea pennata
Lineage: Eukaryota; Metazoa; Chordata; Aves; Rheiformes; Rheidae
Gene: ADRA1B
Product: adrenoceptor alpha 1B
Exons: 2
Coding region: 296-1831 (511 amino acids)
Biological process (GO): positive regulation of MAPK cascade; phospholipase C-activating G protein-coupled receptor signaling pathway; regulation of cardiac muscle contraction
Cellular component (GO): plasma membrane
Molecular function (GO): alpha1-adrenergic receptor activity
Source: RefSeq, a predicted model, not a curated record
CGGAACAGCUACUUUCAAGCUUCAGCCAAGAUUUCUGCCUGCUAAUUUCUGCCUAAACGAGUUGAUGCAAGAAAUUAAGCAAGUUUGAACAGCCUCGGAUUGCUGACAGGCUUCAGAGGACUUCACGCUGCGCAAGUUUUAUGCGCUCAUAGCUGACAGCUUGCUUGGAAGAUGAGUUCUCAAUCUAAAACUGGCUGGGGCUUCACAGCAACUUCUUGGGUAGAGAGAUAACUUUCAACUGAACUCAAACCGUCUGCGUGUUGUGCAAGGAUCCAGUUGUAACCUGCUAUGGAGGAUGAUUUUUAAGAUGAAUACCUACCUUGCUGAUAAAUCCAAUUUAUCAACACCUGGAUAUUUUAAAGUGUCUGCACUAAAUAAUGGCAAUCUUUCUGGAAACAACUCCAAUGAGACAGCAAGCAACCUGGAUUCACCUGCCUUGGAUAUCAGUAGGGCUAUAAUUGUGGGCCUUAUCCUAGGUGCCUUUAUACUCUUUGCUAUUAUUGGUAAUAUCUUGGUAAUUCUCUCUGUUGCUUGCAACAGACAUUUAAGAAUCCCUACAAACUAUUUCAUAAUUAACCUCGCAAUCGCAGAUUUGUUGCUGAGUUUUACUGUCCUUCCAUUUUCUGCUACACUGGAAAUCCUUGGCUACUGGGUUUUGGGGAGGAUAUUUUGUGAUAUCUGGGCAGCAGUUGAUGUGCUCUGCUGUACAGCUUCUAUUUUCAGUCUAUGUGCAAUUUCUAUAGACAGAUAUAUAGGGGUACGUUAUUCUCUCCAAUAUCCAACUUUGGUAACAAGAAGAAGGGCAAUUUUGGCUCUCCUGGGUGUCUGGGUCCUUUCUAUGGUAAUCUCUAUUGGGCCUCUUUUGGGCUGGAAAGAACCAGCACCCAAGGAUGAUAAGGAGUGCCGUAUCACUGAAGAACCAUUCUACGCUUUGUUUUCUUCCUUGGGGUCAUUUUACAUUCCUUUGAUUGUCAUCCUCGUGAUGUACUGUCGGGUCUACAUAGUGGCCAAAAGGACUACUAAAAACCUGGAAGCUGGGGUUAUGAAAGAAAUGUCCAACUCCAAGGAGCUGACUUUACGGAUUCAUUACAAGAACAUUCAUGAGGACACGCUAAACACCACCAAAUCCAAGGGUCACAAUCCCAGGAACUCCUUAGCUUUCAAACUGUUUAAAUUCUCUAGAGAAAAGAAGGCAGCCAAGACAUUGGGAAUUGUGGUUGGCAUGUUUAUCUUGUGCUGGCUACCUUUCUUCAUAGUUCUGCCACUAGGUUCUCUGUUUUCUGUUCUGAAGCCCCCUGAAACGAUCUUCAAGGUGAUUUUUUGGCUUGGCUACUUUAACAGCUGCUUGAAUCCAAUCAUCUACCCUUGCUCAAGCAAAGAAUUCAAAAGGGCUUUUAUACAAAUCCUAAAAUGCCAGUGCCACCGUCGGAAGCAGCUGGGGUGGUGGGCCUACAGCUACAGAAACUGGAAUCGGUGCUCCUUUGAACACCCUAGAAAGGACUCUCUGGAAGACAGUGGGAGUUUCCUAAGUGGCAGUCAGAGGACUUUGUCUUCAGCAUCUCCCAGCCCAGGCUACCUGAGCAGAAUCACUCACCCGCAUAUGGAGAUGUGCACAUUCCAGGAGUGGAGAAACUCCAGUUCUUUCCUGAGCCCCUUACAGGAAGGCAACAGGCAAAAGGACCCAUGCCAGUUCUUUACCUUCAGUCUCUUACCAGAGCGCAAUGGACACAUUGCUGCUGGCAGCCAGGCCUCCAGCAGUAGGGACUGCAAGGCUGUGUGUGACACACUGAAUGGCAAAACCAACUGCAAAGCAAACAUGAUGCUGGAAUGAACAAAUUCGAAACACUGGCUGCCCAGACUCUGAUCUCCUCUUCAUAUACUAACUCACUGGAUGUUAGCCCAGGUGAAGAAAUGGACCUGUGCAGAGUUUCUCAGUUUGGCAAUAGAAGAAAGCCAGUGAGGGACAGGCAGGCUCCCGUCACAAGCGUGGCAGAGUCUGGGGAGCAACUAUAUUUCAAAUCAAUUGCCAGAGAGGCUACAGAUUGCAGGGAAGGUACCAGAUAAACCCAGGAAAGAGCACAGCCAAUUAUUUGGAUAUCAUGGAAGUGCUGUAGAACAGCCAAACAUAUUUGUGUAUAGAAAUAAUGUAGAAAUAUGGGGGUGGGCAGGGGCAAUGCUUAUGAAUAUGUGUGUGUACAUAUGUGCUAGCCACAUGUUUGGAUGCCUGAGAGUGGAUGUGAGCAAUGCAGUUGCACACUAUUGUUUGUACCUCUCCAGGGUACUAGUUACCACUGAUUUUGCCUGUAAAAUUCUUAUGGCUGUUGUACUUCACUGUACAUUAGCACUUUAGAAAU